AUGUCACUUUCAGCGGUGGUCAGAUACUUUCUUAGGCCACUCUUCCGACAUGAGGAAGAUAAGCAUCAGCGAAAAGGUGACCGUGAUACAGCUCAGUUCUGCCGCCUACUCCAGCUUCCUAGAUGUGGAAUUUCUCUUCUCUCAUAUAGGCAUAUCUGGCAGCCCGUUGAAAGAUAUAUUCAAAUGUACUUCAAGCUACGCUUCUCAAUACAGCGCGAAGUCUACCUGCGAGCCAAGCAUGACAUGUUGUACGAGGCAUCGACGAAAGUCCCGUCUACUUCUGUAGAUGAGAUGCAAACCUACAAAAAAGAACUCCGCUCUCUCAGAGAAACAAACUGCAACCUGGAACGAGAAACCUAUCGCUGUUUAAAUACACUUCCCGACGGGCCUCUAGGGCGGAUACUGUACGCACAUCAACAACAGAAGGAUUGGUAUCUCUCCAGCUUUCUGCGCCAGGAAUGUGCACGCUCCGGAGGGUGCUGUGGACGGGAAUGCGGAUGCUGCGAGAAGCCAAGAACUGAUAAGCAUCCGCUCCAUAAGAGCCAUUGCACUUCAAUGUGCUUAUGCUGCGAAGAUGCAAGGGGGUAUCCUGUGGAAGUUGAGAAAUAUGAGAAUAAUCCGAUGAUCGUGGAUGUCUUUCUAUGCGGCUACCGCAACUUCUCCAGGGUCUAUUUAAGGUAUUGGGUAAAUGCCUAUGUCUUUGGAUUCGAGUAAUGAGGAAUCCCAGGCGCAUUAGCUCGCAGCUUCAGUCGACCUAACAAGCUGCCUGACUAUAUUGCUAAUGCUAAACCUUAAUUCAUCAUUGGGAACCAAAUCAAAAGCUUCCUGAAUUCAGUCUUGCUAUCAUGGUUUUAGUAACUUCUUCGUUGUAGCAACCACGUGGUUCAACAUCUGUAAGUAAAGAGUAGCCUACAAUUAAAGAUCCAGGUUGAAUUGAAUUGGGAAGAGACAUUUUCUAUAACGCUUUUGUGCGAAUGGAG
Aspergillus vadensis CBS 113365 is the source of this 980-nucleotide messenger RNA. RefSeq lists its product as uncharacterized. The transcript has a single exon. The record is from RefSeq and is a predicted model, not a curated record. NCBI's taxonomy places the organism in Eukaryota, Fungi, Ascomycota, Eurotiomycetes, Eurotiales, Aspergillaceae. Bases 1 to 714 code for a protein of 237 amino acids.